AAGAGAAUUCUGGUAAAUUACCUGGGUUAUAAGAGCUUUGGUGGCACUGAAACCCAAGCUAACUUGGAAUCAGGAAAGCAGUGAUAAAGAAGUCUGUUAAUAUUGGGUAGCUCUAGGAGAUCAGACAUACAAAGUAAUUUGAAAAUGUCUGAGGAAGAAGAUUCUUUUUUAAAUGUCAGAAGAUCUAUGAACAAAACAGCAGUGAAACAUAGUACUCCAGUGGACUCGGUGUUCUCCCAUAGUAUGAUAUCUCUGGAUUUAACAAAUGAAUCUUUCAAAGAACAGGACACAAGCAAUAAAAUCUAUGGGUCUCCAAUGGCAAAACCAUUCCAAGAACAGCGAAUGCACCUUGAAAAGUGCAUCUCUCAAGCUAUGUUUCCAAGAAGGCUCUCCACAGUAUUGGACUCAGAGGAAUCAAAGGAAGAGAUGAGCCACAGCUCUUGGGUUAUAUUUCCUAGAAGGAGACUUUCAACAGUGUUGGCUUCAGAAGAAUCAAUUGAAGGGCCAAGUUAUGAGGCGAUCCUUCCCACUUCAGUUGCAGAAGAAGCUGAAGUCCCUGCUGAACCGCCCAAAAAGAAAGUGAGAGUAACUUCAAAACGUUCACAUACAGAGCUGGUUACUGGAAUACCAGGAAUAAAAGAUCCAACACUAAGAAAAAGAAGAAAAAAGAAAUUUGAAAAAGAACUUGUGAAAGAAACACGCAGGGCUUGGGAAUUACGUCAACUUAAAAACAUUGAAGAAGCAACUAGACAUAACCUGACGAUUGAAGAAGUUUGAGCUCAUUCACUGUGGAGUGAAUAGUGCCACAUGCUGUACAACUGGGAAAAAAAUGGUUGUAUUAAAAUACAGAUAUGGUUGCCAUGCCUAUUGUAAUUGUGUGAGUGGGGAGGGGAGGGAAGAAUGGCAUUGAAACAGUGUGCUUGGUAUUUUCAAGUACCAAAACAUCUUUCAUAAAUGGUGAUAUUGCCGUCUAGUCUGACAUAUUGUUCCCUCCUGCCCCCCCCCCCCCUUUGUGUCAGUGUCACUUCUUCAAUCCUUCUAGGACAGUCAGUGUAACAUAAAUAGCAUGCACGGUCCAUUAGGCUGCUUCUAGUAUAAUCCUUGUUAGUCAAAGAAGAAUCUCUUCAUCUAUAGAGUAAUCAUAGCUGAUGCAAUCUGGAAUGUUUUUGCUGUUCUGGGGAUAUGAGGAAAUAACACGAGGCACAAAGGAGGGAGGACAGUCCCUGGAGAUUACUAAUUAAUUACAGCUUGUUUUGAAUAGCUGACGCUAAAUGAACCUACUCUACCCUUUGAUAUUUUGCAAAUGCACAAUCCGCAUGGAAUGAAUGCAUCUAACUGUGCUGCCAUUUGCACCAAGCAGUUACAAGCUUGCCCAUGUUCUCCCUCUCUCACUCUCUCUGGAACUAAACUACUGUAUUCAGGGGAAAGAAAUUCUUUGGAGGCAGAUUUACUAAAACCCCUGCUUCAAUUUC
Alligator sinensis (Chinese alligator) is the source of this 1472-nucleotide messenger RNA. RefSeq lists its product as uncharacterized. The transcript is spliced from 3 exons. The coding region runs from base 145 to 777 and encodes 210 amino acids. The record is from RefSeq and is a predicted model, not a curated record. Lineage: Eukaryota; Metazoa; Chordata; Crocodylia; Alligatoridae.